AUGCAGCGGGAGCAAGAGAGGAAGGUCUGGGUGUCCCAGAGAUCAGAGGGAACUGCUGCUCAGGACUGGAACCUGCUGCGCAGGGUUCUGGAGGAGGUCCGCAUUCACUCCACAAUCCUCUUCAUCUUCUGCAAGCUCAUUCUGGGCAUGCCAGACAAGGACGUGUGGGUGGACCAACAGAGUCGGUUUGUCUGCAACAUGGACCAGCUGGGAUGCAGGAGUGUCUGCUAUGUUCCGGUGUUCCCUGUGUGCCUUAUCCACUUGCGGAUUGUCUUUGUGUCCACUCUGUUUCCGGUCUAUGGGGGACAUGCACUGUACCAAUUGAGGGCGUUGGAGAGAGAGAGGCACAGGCGGAAAGCCCAGUUUUGGCUGGACCUGGGGAAGGCAGAGCCCUUGUUGGACCAAGCACAAGCUGUUAGAGAGCUGCAGAAGCUGGAGAAGCAAAAACAGAUAAAGAUGAAGAUUAGACUCCUCCAGAGGGCUCCUCUGCAAAGCUCCUUACUACUCAUACUGUGACAUAUGGGCUUCAUAGUAGUACACUGCCAGGCCAAAAAAAAAGGUCACACUAAUUUCGUUGGACCAC
Electrophorus electricus (electric eel) is the source of this 583-nucleotide messenger RNA. NCBI's taxonomy places the organism in Eukaryota, Metazoa, Chordata, Actinopteri, Gymnotiformes, Gymnotidae. The record is from RefSeq and is a predicted model, not a curated record.